CUCAGUAGGUUCUGUUCUGUGUUGUCUUGUUGGUAAAGAAAGAGAAGAAAAGAGUGGAAUCGAAGACGAAGACGAAGAUGGAGGACGCAUCAGCAUCAAAGUUCAUCCCACACCAAAUCGGAGGGGUCCAAAACGACGUGCUUCGAUUUGGUCUCCAUGGAGUCAAGAGCGACAUCGUUGGUUCCCACCCUCUUCAAUCUUCACUCCAAUCUACAAGGAGAAUGGAUGAAGCGAUGAAGAAGCAAUGCAAAGUUAACCUGUACGGAACUGCUUUUCCCCUGAAGGAGGAGCUUGACAGGCAAAUCCUGUCUAGGUUCCAGCGGCCUCCUGGACCAAUUCCAUCUUCAAUGCUGGGUUUGGAGACUGUUACAGGAAGUGUUGAUCACUUUGGUUUUGAGGAUUGUCUAAAUGACCCCCGUGAGUCAGAGACUUUCCGGCCAUUGGACAUGCAUCAUGGGAUGGAAGUUCGCCUUGGUCUGUCUAAGGGACCAGUGUACCCAAGUAUUAUAUAAUUAAAUUUGACUGUUAUUCUAGUGCCAGAAAACAGUAUUUUGUGAUCGAAGUUUCUUGCUAUUCGUUAAAAUGAAAGUGUCCAAGGAGUUGGCAUAUUUUGUGAUCAAAGCUUCUUGUUUUCCUAAUGCUCUGGAUGCUAGAAAUGUUAUUGAUCCAUAUAAACAGAGCAUGUCUUUCAAAUUAAAGCAGAAUUUAUGCAUGAGGCAUUUGAGUUGAGCAUCCUUAUUGAAUUUUAA
Messenger RNA from Glycine soja, 749 nucleotides. Its product is annotated as cyclin-B1-2-like. The record is from RefSeq and is a predicted model, not a curated record. Lineage: Eukaryota; Viridiplantae; Streptophyta; Magnoliopsida; Fabales; Fabaceae. Gene Ontology annotation, cellular component: cytoplasm; nucleus. The transcript has 4 exons. Gene Ontology annotation, biological process: proteasome assembly. Bases 78 to 512 code for a protein of 144 amino acids.